Molecule: messenger RNA, 1635 nt
Organism: Mizuhopecten yessoensis (Yesso scallop)
Lineage: Eukaryota; Metazoa; Mollusca; Bivalvia; Pectinida; Pectinidae
Product: flocculation protein FLO11-like
Exons: 2
Coding region: 1-1635 (544 amino acids)
Source: RefSeq, a predicted model, not a curated record
AUGGGCGAUGUGAUGCAGGAAUCCUUUGCUCUUAGUCGUCAAGGAGCAAUAUAUCGUCAGUUAUUAAAACAUCUUUCUCCCUACCAUAACGCACUGCUACGGCCUCUCAGCAGCAGCAGUACAAACCAUGACACCCUUCUACGGCCUCUCAGCAGCAGCAGUACAAACCAUGACACCCUUCUACGGCCUCUCAGCAGCAGCAGUACAAACCAUGACACCCUUCUACGGCCUCUCAGCAGCAGCAGUACAAACCAUGACACCCUUCUACGGCCUCUCAGCAGCAGCAGUACAAACCAUAACGCCCUGCUACGGCCUCUCAGCAGCAUCAGUAAAAACCAUGACACACUGCUACGGCCUCUCAGCAUCAGUACAAACCAUGACACACUGCUACGGCCUCUCAGCAUCAGCAGUACAAACCAUGACAAACUGCUACGGCCUCUCAGCAUCAGCAGUACAAACCAUAACGCACUGCUACGGCCUCUCAGCAGCAGCAGUCCAAACCAUAACACACUGCUACGGCCUCUCAGCAGCAGUAGUAAAAAACAUGACACACUGCUACGGUCUCUCAGCAGCAGCAGUACAAACCAUAACGCACUGCUACGGCCUCUCAGCAGCAGCAGUCCAAACCAUGACACACUGCUACGGCCUCUCAGCAGCAUCAGUACAAACCAUAACACACUGCUACGGCCUCUCAGCAGCAGUAGUAAAAACCAUGACCCCCUGCUACGGUCUCUCAGCAGCAGCAGUACAAACCAUAACGCCCUGCUACGGCCUCUCAGCAGCAGCAGUAAAAACCAUAACACACUGCUACGGCCUCUCAGCAGCAGUAGUAAAAACCAUGACACCCUGCUACGGCCUCUCAGCAUCAGCAGUACAAACCAUAACGCACUGCUACGGCCUCUCAGCAGCAGCAGUCCAAACCAUAACACACUGCUACGGCCUCUCAGCAUCAGUACAAACCAGGACACACUGCUACGGCCUCUCAGCAGCAGCAGUAAAAACCAUAACACACUGCUACGGCCUCUCAGCAGCAGUAGUAAAAACCAUGACACCCUGCUACGGCCUCUCAGCAUCAGCAGUACAAACCAUAACGCACUGCUACGGCCUCUCAGCAGCAGCAGUCCAAACCAUAACACACUGCUACGGCCUCUCAGCAGCAGUAGUAAAAACCAUGACACACUGCUACGGCCUCUCAGCAGCAGCAGAACAAACCAUAACACACUGCUACGGCCUCUCAGCAUCAGUACAAACCAUGACACACUGCUACGGCCUCUAAGCAUCAGUACAAACAAUGACACACUGCUACGGCCUCUUAGCAGCAGUACAAACCAUGACACACUGCAACAGCAUCUCAGCAGCAGCAGUACAAACCAUGACACACUGCUACGGCCUCUCAGCAUCAGUACAAACCAUGACACACUGCUACGGCCUCUAAGCAGCAGCAAUACAAACCAUAACACACUGCUACGGCCUCUCAGCAGCAGUAGUAAAAAACAUGACACACUGCUACGGUCUCUCAGCAGCAGCAGUACAAACCAUAACGCCCUGCUACGGCCUCUCAGCAGCAGCAGUAAAAACCAUAACACACUGCUACGGCCUCUCAGCAGCAGCAGUACAAGUCAUAACACUAUGUGA